AUGUAUUCCUCGUACGCUACUGCCGCUGCCAUCACGGGCGCCGUUUUCCCUACGCUAGCUACCAUGGCUGUUGUACUGAGAUUUCGUGCCCGGCAUGUAAAACGUCAACGCUAUGGUACUGACGACUACAUCGCCUUGGCUGCUCUAGUAAUAUAAUCUCCACUCUCUAAGUUGUUUUGGGCAAAUGCUAAUAUCUUAAAAUAUAGGCAUUCGCUAUAGCUCUGUGCUGCAUUGUUAUGUAUGGUGCUUUCGUCGCCAGCAUAGGUCAGAAUCUCACAACCGUAACUCCAAAAGAGUACGAAUCAUAUACAAAGGUUCAGGUCUUUGUCCUUUGGGGAGCUCAUGUAUUAACCUAUUUCUAAAGCACAUAAUCUACGUCGUACUUUGCGCUUAUCCAGCAUACGGGCUAGCAAAGAUAUGUGUGCUUGAAUUUUAUAAACGCAUCUUCAUAACUGAGCAAUUUCACCGGACCGCAAACAUCACGAUUGAUUUUAUUGUGCUAUGGACCUUGGCAGCAGAAUUUGUAAGUGAGAUCAAUCGAACAGAAGAGGGACGUAAGACUUCAAUGUUAAGAAAUUCGCAGACGCAGAUGUUUACAGCAUUGCCAAUCAGCCAAGCCUGGAAGUUCGGAGGCCAUUACAAUUUGAAUUAUGGUAAUCAAGCCCUAGCAUUUGCGUGUUUUGAUAUUCUCCUCGAUGUCAUCACUCUUUGUCUUCCAUUACCUGUGAUCAGCAGUCUUCGAUUGGAUAAGAGACACAAGGUUAAUAUUAUCGCUAUAUUUUGGACGGGAAUCUUGUAAGUUUUGUUUCUUGGUGAGAAAUGUUUAUCAUACUGACAUAUAAAACCUAGUUGUAUCUUUGCAGCUUCGGUUAGAAUAUACUUCACCUACGGACUCGGCCAUUUUGGAAAUAAACAAGCAAUAUCAGAUGAGCAUUUUUCAUGUAAGUAAACAUCUCCUAGUUUCUGCUAAUACCUGUGUUUCAAGAUGUACCGUUCUGAUCAUUAAACGUAGACGUCUCAGUAAACGUUCUCAUCUGGGGUGAAAUUGAGUCUUGUUGUUCCAUAAUCGCCUCUUGCCUCCCCUCAUACGGACCACUUGUGCAAGGCACAAGCCUAGUGAGGAAACUGGGAAGAGGGUUCUCAACAGUGGUAGAUUUGUUCAGUAGCCGUCGGGCUCAAGCAUCCGGUGCAUCCGACGCCUCGAUCAAGCGAAACGGUGCGAGUGCUGUCGAUGUAGAAAGCGCGCUUGUGAACAACGAGCCAAGGAAGUGGUACCAGUUACAAGAAGGAAUAAAUGUAACAACGGUGUCGCAAAAUCCGAAAUUUCAACCAAAAGGGACAUCUGCUAUCACAGUAGAGCGAACUUUCACUUCGACUGCCGAAGCCAGAUAA
This is a messenger RNA of Hymenoscyphus albidus, 1392 nucleotides long. The record is from the annotation of a GenBank genome assembly. Lineage: Eukaryota; Fungi; Ascomycota; Leotiomycetes; Helotiales; Helotiaceae.